Molecule: messenger RNA, 3118 nt
Organism: Fundulus heteroclitus (mummichog)
Lineage: Eukaryota; Metazoa; Chordata; Actinopteri; Cyprinodontiformes; Fundulidae
Gene: sypl2b
Product: synaptophysin-like 2b
Exons: 6
Coding region: 163-888 (241 amino acids)
Cellular component (GO): synaptic vesicle; synaptic vesicle membrane
Source: RefSeq, a predicted model, not a curated record
CGCCCUCUACCGUCCCUCUCUCCCACGAGCCUCAAACGUCUGCGAUCACGUGUCAGUCGCUGAAAAGUUUGACGCGACACAAGGAGCCUGCACGGAGCUGCAAGGCCGAAAGGGAGCGGAGAAGUUUUAUUAGUGGGUUAUUUUUUUCGUUUCGGGCAGAACAUGGAAUCCGUAGCUCAGAAAGUGCUCUCAUCAGGAUUCACUCUCGACUUUGGACCUCUGAAAGAGCCUUUAGCGUUCAUCCGUUUGCUGGAAUGGCUGUUUUCCAUUUUCGCCUUUGCUACGACUGGAGGUUACAGCGGCUCCACCAGCUUCAACAUCCAGUGCAAUGGAAGGAAGCUUGAGGAAGUACACCCAGAAUUCAACUACCCGUUCAGGUUGAUGCAGCAUAGCUAUCAGGUCAUCAACUGUACAACCAACAUAACAACCUACAAUAGCUUCUACCUGACUGGGGAUCACUCGUCCUCCGCCCAGUUCUACGUCUGCAUCGGGGUCCUGGCUUUCCUCUACUGCACCGCCUCCUUAAUCCUCUAUCUGGGCUAUCAGCACUUGUACAGAGAAUCCACUCGUGGUCCCGUCAUGGAUCUGUUGGUGACUGCAGCCUUGGCCUUCCUGUGGCUGGUAUCAUCCUCUGCCUGGGCCAAAGGCUUGACUGAUGUCAAAUCGGCCACAAAUCCUCUAACGCUCAUCAGUUUACCUUUUUGCCAGGGUGACGUGAAAUGCACCGCAGGAGCUACUCCCGCCAUGGGCAAAUUAAAUUCUUCCGUGAUUUUUGGAUUCCUUAACCUCAUCCUGUGGGCGGGAAACUGUUGGUUUAUAUACAAAGAAACCCCUUUCCACAAGACAAACCAGCCUGCCAACCUUGAAGCUGGAGCCACGCCAUCGUAACUGCUCGGCUUCCUCGUUUCUACAGUCUGAUGUGUACAACUGACUGCGCUUUUUGCAGGACUGAUUCUCAUUUUACGUUUUUUUUUUUUUUUGUUGCCAUCACAAAUGUAUGAUGUCAAACUAAUUUCAAAAAGUUACUAAAACGUAUUGUUUAGCCAAAAAUCUACACGAACCGACCCUCUAGAUACUAAUGGAUGCUAACUUUGUUUUAUUGCGUUCAUAGAUAACAAAGCCCCUUCGUGGGACCCCUGUGGGUAAAACUACAAAACAAAACCUGGUUUAACAGCUGUUUACCCAAACAUCCACUAUGGAGUGACCCUUUUUUCAGAGGCUGCCACAGAUGUACAGUAUCUUUGUACAAUACAUAAUUUCUGCCAUUGAUUAUAUUUAAAAAAAAAAAAAAAAAAACUCAGGGCUGAUAAGUUUAUUAAUAAAAAAGUUCCAGUUUUAUUAAAAAUACUUGAAUGUGUUGAGUUCAGAUGAAGCCCAGGUAAAAAAUAUCUAGGGUUUAACUGCCAAUGUGAGAUUAUCAUUUGAAGCUCAAAUUGUUGCUUGUUUCCCCUUUUGUGAGGUAGUGAUAUUUGCCGUUAGAGUAAUAAUUCUAGUUUAAAGUAACAUAAAUGCAGUGUUUCUGUUCUGUCCGUUAAGAGCAUGGUCACCUUUUUACAUGUGAAACGUACGAUUCUAAACUAAAUUUGUUACUCUUCAUGUAAGAUAUGCUUUCUCUUUCUUUUUGUAGGGAAUGCUCAGGCAAUGGCAUUUUCAGCAUUCCUAUUUGGUUGUAUAAUCCAUCUGAUUUCUAUAACAGUUGAUGUGUUUAGGUUAUUUCUAACUGCAGUUCACUGCACAUGUGCCUGGCUUUCCUCUACCUGCUCUUUAUUAUGAGGAAACUGAUUUUUGCCAAGAAAAUUGUCAUUUAUUUUGAAAAUCUCUUAAAGACCCAGUGGUCUCUGCGUUUUGUCUCCAUGUCUGCCAUAGUUUCAACCCCACCCCCCCCCCCCCCCCACACACACACACACACAUUGUUUAGUUAAUAACGCAUACCUGAAACAUUGUGUUACUUUAAAUCUUCACAAAUGUGGCUUACCUGCUGUGCCAGUCUAGUUGGAUGAGUAGUUGUCAUAACCCGUGAAUUAAAAACAAAAAUAGUAAUUUUUCCAUUAAAGAAAAGUAUAAGUAAAGCAGAGAUAGCCUGUUAAUCUAAGACUGGCCAUAAAAAAGGUUUCACAAAAUAAACUAAGUAGCCAUUUCACAAAUUUGGUUACAAAAAUAUUGUAUACAGACUUAACCUCCUGCCCUUAAUUAGCGGAGUCAAAUAUCACAAACUAACAGCUAUAUAAAUAUGCAUGAAUUGAUUUUUUGAUAGCUUUUUUUUCCAUACCUAACGGGCCUAAAUUAUGCAAAGUGACAGUACGUCGUCCAUGUGGCUUGUUACACUUUAACCUUUUUCUUUUGAUUAAUCUGGUUUAAAACUGUGAUUCUUUAGGAACUUAAAAGUGGAUUUGAUGUUUUUUAGGCUUGUUGAGUAGCCUUGGAUAAAGUCAAACAAUGCCACACAUCCUUCGAUUCCGUCACCAAAGCAAAUAAAGACAAAUGUGCUCACAAGGCAGUUUUCUCUUUAAGGUGGGGAAAGCAAGUACUGAGUAUGUCAUAGUUUUUCUUAGUACGUACAUUUCUAAGGCUGUUGAGAUGAUUUUCAGUUCCAAAGUUUUGUGGUUAUUUGAGCCACUCUUACAGCUUAAUUUUAUUUCUCUGAAUCAGAUUUAUAGUGUUCAUGUUUAGGAUGAUUGUCCUAAAAAUAAAUUCUUUGUAAACUCCUUAAAUUAAAUGAAGUCUUUCUGUACAAUAUGCUGAGAAAUAGCCCCACAUCAUGAGUCCUGGACCUCCAUAUUUCCCCCAACUGGUUUCACAAUGCAUGUUUUACCACCAGAGGGCGGUAAGACACAACUUCUGAAAAAUAGUAAAAGCCUCAUGAUUGUCAUUCAGCUAUGUAAAGGGAUUAGCAUUGAUGUGCCUACUAGAGCAGUUCUACUACCACUGGUGUAAAUUAGAUACUAUAUGUUAAAUAUAAUGAGCAACAUACACUGUUGGACCUUAUAAAGGGCUUAAGCAUGAUUCUUUCCGUGUAGGACCAGACAGCAGAUCUGAACUCCAUUACAUAGUUAGCCACACAGUUGAAUUGCCUUAUGAUUGGGAUGGAGACAAAAAUAAAGACAACACAAGGUAUAAA